CGUCAAAAGCGACUCACGGGCUCCAAGUCAAUGAGAUCAAGGGCAGUAAUUCAUAGAGGACGGUCCUCACAUCCCCAUCCUCAAGUUUUGUGGUGUUACAUGUUUUAUCUGAGGUAAACUACGGGGAGAGCUUCAUCUGUAGGACGUUUCUCAGUAAUUAAUCACCAUCAAAGAAAAUCCGUCCGGGAAACAAGGGACCGACACAAAGUUUCUCUAUACACCUUCCUCUCACACACACGCACACUUGAAGACCGAGAAUAAUCGCUCUGAAAGCAUGGAGCCCGCCGAGAUGAACACUAUCCCCAAUGGAAAGGGGCACGAAGCUGGUGAGGAGACAACUGCAACUGCAAUAAAAAGCCAAUCAGGAGAUGCAGCUCAGGAACUUGUACCAAAUAGCACUGAAAAUGCCAGAACUCCAGGUAAUGCAGAGGCAAACCUGGCAGAAAGCUCUGAGUUCCUGUCCAAUGCAGAUGACAAGAAAACUCCUCGCUUCACGGAUUUUGAGGGAAAGACUUCUUUUGGGAUGUCCAUCUUCAACUUGGGAAACGCCAUCAUGGGAAGUGGAAUUUUGGGAUUAGCGUAUGCAAUGGCCAACACGGGCAUUGUCCUCUUUAUAAUUCUCCUCACUGCUGUCGCUGGUCUGUCUUCAUAUUCCAUUCACCUGCUGCUAAAAUCUUCAGGCGUUGUGGGCAUUAGAGCUUAUGAACAACUGGGCUACCGAGCCUUCGGCACACCAGGCAAGAUGGCUGCCGGCAUUGCGAUCACCCUGCAGAAUAUUGGAGCCAUGUCCAGCUACUUGUACAUAGUAAAGUAUGAGUUUCCACUGGUUAUCCAGGCUUUUCUCAAGGUGGAUAAUCCAUCAGGGGAGUGGUAUUUAAAUGGCAAUUACCUGGUCGUCAUUGUAUCAUGCAGUGUCAUCUUGCCGCUGGCUUUAAUGAAGCAGCUCGGGUACCUGGGCUACACCAGCGGUUUCUCUCUCAGUUGUAUGGUCUUCUUCCUUAUUGCGGUGAUCUAUAAGACGUUCCAGGUCAAAUGUCCUUUUGAUGACUAUGCCCAUAACAGGACAGUGUUGGGCUUUAACACGAGUGUGGCGGCUGACCCCGGAGGAGUGGCAAUGACCCCUGAGGGUGACCCUGCCUGCACCCCCCGCCUCUUUAACCUCAACUCACAGACGGCCUACACGGUUCCCAUCCUGGCGUUCGCGUUCGUGUGCCACCCCGAGGUGCUGCCAAUUUACACAGAGCUACGCAACCCCACAAAAACAAAGAUGCAACACAUUUCCAACAUCUCCAUUGGAGUCAUGUACAUCAUGUACCUCCUGGCUGCUCUGUUCGGAUAUCUGACCUUCAUUGAUAAGGUGGAAGCUGAGCUGUUGCACACCUACAGUCGAAUAGACCCGUACGACACACUCAUCCUGUGCGUUCGUCUGGCUGUGCUGACUGCCGUCACACUCACUGUGCCCAUCGUGCUGUUUCCUGUAAGGAGAGCAAUUCAGCAGUUGUUCUUCCCAAAUAAAACUUUCUGGUGGCCACGUCACAUUGCCAUAGCUGUCACCCUCCUCACCAUCAUCAACUUACUGGUCAUCUUCGCCCCGAACAUCCUGGGCAUCUUCGGAGUCAUCGGUGCCACGUCCGCGCCGUGCCUCAUCUUUAUAUUUCCGGCUGUGUUUUACAUCCGCAUUGUUCCCAAGGAAGAGGAACCUAUGCGAUCAGCGCCGAAAAUCCUUGCUGCUUGCUUUGCCUUUUUAGGAGUCCUAUUUAUGGUAAUGAGCCUCGGCUUCAUCAUCAUUGAUUGGACAUCAGGGACCAGCAAAGGAAGCAGUGGUCAUUAGGCCUCACCCUCUAAUGGUUUAUGCUUUUUAAUAUUACUUUCGGGUCAGUAGUUGGGGAGGAUGCAUAAUCUCUCAGUGAUCAGUCACAAGAGUAGUACCAGAUUCCUAGCUUGAAUUGCAUUCAAUCAAUGCAUUAUUUAGCCGUGUGACCUGCAUGUGCUGUAAAUGGGGUUUUGACCCAUCUCAGGCCAGCAUUAAUAAAUCCAUUUAAAGGCCAUCCACUUCCAAAAAGGAGUGGAAAUAGUUUGUUUUAAAGCAGGGAGAAGACAACCAGAAAAGAUAAUCAGAACUAGAAAAUGAAAGCCCAUGAUAGUUAGUUUGUGCCAUAGUAACAGCACAUGCAGUAUGCAGGGUUUACAAACAAAAGGGAUUAUGCAUUCUAACCGAACAGACUCAUCAGCUCGCCCAACCUCCCAUCCAGCCCUUCAUAUUAUGACCUUUGACGUCUGUCCUUCGGCCGCAUUCACAAGAGAUUAGAAAUCACAGUAAGUGCUCAGUUCUUAUGGGAGGAUUGGUGGUUAUUAAAGUGUUUAUUUCAUCAUAUCUCAUCUUAGAUAUAGCAAUACUCUGUGCAAUAGCUGUGAGAUAUCUGACACUGAAGGCCGUUGAGAGGAGACACAUGACCUCGUCCAAAAUCCAGACUUGAUUUGGCUGCAGUCUAUUACACAAUUUCAAAUUUAUGCAAAUUGUACGUAUAGAUGUACAUGUCACAUUUUUAUAUGGAUUUAUAAUGUUUAUCCUUUCUACAAUAUUUAGAGAUAAAUAUAUUAGUAGAUAUAUGAACACACAUAUAUAUAUAUAUAUAUAUAUAUAUAUAUAAAAGAGUAUUCCGAUUCAUCUGGUAUUCACAAGGUUAUCCAUCACAUCCCUUUACAGUAUUUGUGACUAUUCAGCUAAGAUGCCGUCUUUAAAGAUUUAGAUUUAAAAAGACAGAAUUAUUCAAGAUGAAAGGCACAUUUGAAAUAUUCUUCUUUUUUUAGGAAUACUACUGUUGCGAUGGGAAAGCACAGAUUGGAAAGCACAGUUAAUCAUAGGGUCAGGUUUUAAUGAUCCCAUGAGUCCUGCUGACAGACUGAUUUUGAAACACUCUCUGGAUUUAUAUGCAGAGAAAACCAAAAACACAGAUUCACAGGGUCUUCUCCUUAACUGGGGAAACAAAUGUGGUGCAUUGAUGCACAUAAAUGUUUUAGUUACAGGGCAAAAUGGCAUACAUGUGGUAACCUUGCCCGGUGGAAGCUGAUCGGUUUUGCUUCUAGAUAGGCUUUAAAAAAAGAGGCUAUUAACCCAAGUAGACAGAUGAUUUUGGAGACUGGUUCCCGCACAGGAUCAUUCGGCGAUUACGGAAUCCUUAAACUAUAGCACUUUCAGUUGAAGCACAACCUCCGCUCAAUCUCCUGACCUAGUGACCCAGUUAUGAUUCAUGACAUAAUCAUAGAUUAAUAUAUUUUGUAGACAGAUAUAUGAACAAAACCUAUGUACUACUAACUGUAAAUUGUUCAAAGAAAAGAGUAAUGUGUGGACGUCUAACAUGGUACAUGCAUAUUUUAAAAUUUGUAAUUGAAACUCAUCCUAAAAACAAACAAACAAA
Sinocyclocheilus anshuiensis is the source of this 3419-nucleotide messenger RNA. RefSeq names its product sodium-coupled neutral amino acid transporter 3-like. The record is from RefSeq and is a predicted model, not a curated record. The transcript has 17 exons. Gene Ontology annotation, molecular function: L-histidine transmembrane transporter activity; L-asparagine transmembrane transporter activity; L-glutamine transmembrane transporter activity. Gene Ontology annotation, biological process: amino acid transmembrane transport; histidine transport; asparagine transport. NCBI's taxonomy places the organism in Eukaryota, Metazoa, Chordata, Actinopteri, Cypriniformes, Cyprinidae. Gene Ontology annotation, cellular component: plasma membrane. The coding region runs from base 275 to 1831 and encodes 518 amino acids.